Messenger RNA from Olea europaea var. sylvestris, 1152 nucleotides. RefSeq lists its product as uncharacterized. Lineage: Eukaryota; Viridiplantae; Streptophyta; Magnoliopsida; Lamiales; Oleaceae. The coding region runs from base 1 to 1152 and encodes 383 amino acids. The record is from RefSeq and is a predicted model, not a curated record. The transcript is spliced from 2 exons.
AUGGAAGAUCAACAUUCAUCGAAGAGAGUAAAGACACUAUUUUCAUUCUUUAAAAAGACCGGCGGUCAAUCUAGUGAAAGUAUAUCUCCGAAAAUUGAACACCCCUCAGCCUCAACUCCCAUGCAACAUCCUCCAAAUCCUGCUCCAGAAAUUCAACAUUCGUCAGUCUCAACUCCAGAAUUGCAAUCAUGUACUAGUAUUGAAUGGGAUCUGGGAAAAAGAAAGCAAAUGUUUGAACAUCCUGCCAAUCUACGAGAUGAGAUUAGAAUUGCAUAUAUAAAAGUUGGACCUUAUCAGUUGAAGCUUGAGGAGUAUCCAAGGGUAGAAGGAAAAAAACAAGCUCGUCGCUUUCAGAAAAAAUGGUUCACAGGAUUUCCAUGGUUGGAGUAUUCUUCUAUAAUUGAAAAGGCAUAUUGCUUUUACUGUUUUCUUUUUCAGAAAGAGGGUAAUUCUUCUGCCUGUUCAGGAUUGGUUACUGAAGGAUAUAAUAAAUGGAAGAGGGUGAAAGAUGGAAAUAAAUGUGCAUUUCUUGUUCAUGCUAAUUCAGCAUAUCAUAAACCGUGUGAGACUAGAGCUAAAGAUUUAAUCAAACCGUCUCAGCAUAUUGACAAGGAAGUUGGGGAUGAAUGCUUUUGCAUUCUUGUUGAUGAAGCACAAGAUGCAUCUAAUCGAGAGCAGAUGACCAUUAUCUUGAGGUUUGUGAAUAGUCACGGUAGUUCGAUAGAAUGUUACUUUGCAAUCCAAAGAGUUAGUGAUAUUACUUCAUUGAAUCUCAAAAAUGAAAUAUGUGAUGUUCUUGCUCAAUAUGAACUUCGGGUAAACAAAAUGAGAGGACAAGGGUAUGAUAGCGCUAGUAACAUGCGAGGUGCUUUGAAUGGACUUCAAGCAUUGUUUCAUAGAGAUUGUCCAUGUGCAUACUAUGUCCAUUGUUUUGCUCAUCGAUUACAGCUAACAUUGGUCGCGGCAGCUAAAGAAGUCCAUGUCAUUUGGAACUUUUUUUCUCAUUUGGACAAGAUUGUUAAUGUUAUUACUUCUUCUCCUAAACGAGUUACUGAGUUGCAAUUUUCUCAUAGAGAGAAAAUUCAAUGUAUGUUGGAUACCGGGGAGCGUGAAUCUGGAAGUGGGGCUAAUCAAAUGGUUAAUCUGCAAUGA